CACGCGACGACACAAGCCUCGGACUCGUGAGGACAACAUUCGUUCUUCUCCGGAACGCGGUCCCGCAUCGCUCAAAGCAUCUGGCAUUGCUCUCUCUCGCCCGCAUCGGAAGUCGUCGAUCGAGGACGCUCGUCGCCGGAAAAGGAUGGUUCCGGGAGUCAUCACCGCCCUGACGAGCCCCCCGUUCGCGACCUCCUCCUCGAGGUCGUCGAGGUUCCGGGUCGGCGUCGAGAGGCCACCGGAGCUCCACCGCCGCCGCAGCUCAGCCGUUCCGGAGGUGCGGUGCGAGGCAAGCCCCGCGCCGCCUUUAACCGAGGAGAGAAUUGAAAGCGGUGCUUCUGUGACUGGUGGUGCGUAUGAUUUUUCCAGAGCAACAACAUCACUUACUGGGAAGAUGCUGGAUUCGUCAAAGAGGGUCACUCUUGUUAGGCAUGGUCUUAGCUCUUGGAAUGAAGAAGGCAGAGUCCAGGGAAGCUCAAAUCUUUCUGUGCUAACGGAGACAGGGGUGAAGCAAGCUGAGCGGUGCAGACAAGCCUUGUCAGAAAUGCACUUUGAUCAGUGUUUCUCAAGUCCAAUAUCCCGUGCGAAGACUACUGCGGAAGUCCUAUGGCAAGGAAGGGAAGAGCCAGUGAUUUUCCUUGAUUCACUGAAGGAGGCCCAUCUAUUCUACCUUGAAGGAAUGAAAAAUGUUGAUGCUCGGAAGAUAUAUCCAAAGGAGUAUACAACAUGGAGGGAGGAUCCAUCAAACUUUUGUGUGUAUGGUGUUUACCCUGUAAGGGAAUUGUGGGGGACAGCAAGAGAGGCUUGGAAGGAGAUCUUGUUAUCACCUGGGAAAGAUUUUCUUGUUGUGACCCACAAAUCACUGUUGAGGGCACUGAUAUGUGUAGCUCUUGGUCUAGGGCCAGAGAGGUUUCGAGCAACAGAUAUUAAUAAUGGUGGGAUUUCUGUAUUCAGCUUCAACAAAAAAGGAGAAGCGAUGCUGCAGUCAUUGAACAUGACAACCCACAUGUACCAAGAUCAUGUCUACAAAUUUUAGAAGCUCUCGAUGACCUUUCUUCUGUAUGCAAACGUCAGGAUAAAUGCAAUGGCUGGAGCAGCAAGCACUCUCAUUAAUGCAUGAGAAAGGGUUCACGAUCUCCUGAAUCCUAGCAAGAUGAACCAGGGCUUCAUCUUCUUUCUUCGAAUCUACACUUAGAUUAUGUUUGCUCUGAUAGUUGCAUUAGAGAUUAAAGCUUCACCGGUGCUGCAAUGAAGAUGCAGGGGCACUGAAAUCUUGAAGCUCGAUUUGUAUCAUCCUUCCAUGCAUUGUAUUUUAGUGUAAAAUGACGCUUUUAAGAAUCUCUCUCAUGGUCUUACAGAGGAAGUUAUAUAGAGAAAGUAGGACUAUAAUGGACCUCAUAUCAUACAGCAACUAGUACAGGUUUGUGGAACUAAAGAGUGUUAGUUCCAUCGCUAGUUUAACGAGUGAAAGGAAUUUAGAGAGCUUUCCCCCAUGGUUUGUAUGAACUACCAAAUCAAGCACUCUCCAGUAAGGUAUCUCCAAUAUGGUAAUUGCUUCACGCUC
Messenger RNA from Eucalyptus grandis, 1564 nucleotides. Its product is annotated as probable 2-carboxy-D-arabinitol-1-phosphatase. Gene Ontology annotation, molecular function: phosphatase activity. Bases 146 to 1036 code for a protein of 296 amino acids. NCBI's taxonomy places the organism in Eukaryota, Viridiplantae, Streptophyta, Magnoliopsida, Myrtales, Myrtaceae. The record is from RefSeq and is a predicted model, not a curated record. The transcript is spliced from 7 exons.